This is a messenger RNA of Durio zibethinus, 506 nucleotides long. NCBI's taxonomy places the organism in Eukaryota, Viridiplantae, Streptophyta, Magnoliopsida, Malvales, Malvaceae. The record is from RefSeq and is a predicted model, not a curated record.
AUGAUAGGAAGAGACAACAUCGAAGGAUCAAAAAGCAACGUCGCUAUGAACGCUUGGCUGCCACAAGCUAGUUAUCCCUGUGGUAACUUUUUUGACACCUAUAGCUUCAAAUCUCGAAGGUCUAAAAGAUCAAUAGGCCAUGCUUUCUCGAUUCGUAUUCGUACUGAAAAUCAGAAUCAAACGAGCUUUUACCCUUUUGUUCCACACGAGAUUUCUAUUUUCAUUGAGCUCAUCUUAGGAUACCUGCAUUAUCUUUUAACAGAUGUGUCACCCCAGCCAAACUCCCCACCUGAUAAUGUCUUUCGCCCGGAUCGACUGGACGAGGCCGACCUUGGGUCCAAAAGAAGGGAUGACGAGGCAUUUGGCUACCUUAAGAGAGUCAUAGUUACUCCCGCCAUUUACCCGCACUUGGUUGAAUUUCUUCACUUUGACAUUCAAAGCACUGGGCAGAAAUCACAUUACGUGAGCAUCCGGAAGGACCAUCACAAUGCUUUGUUUUAAUUAAA